Messenger RNA from Ostreococcus lucimarinus CCE9901, 360 nucleotides. RefSeq lists its product with no specific name. Gene Ontology annotation, biological process: tRNA threonylcarbamoyladenosine modification. NCBI's taxonomy places the organism in Eukaryota, Viridiplantae, Chlorophyta, Mamiellophyceae, Mamiellales, Bathycoccaceae. The transcript has a single exon. The coding region runs from base 1 to 360 and encodes 119 amino acids. The record is from RefSeq and is a predicted model, not a curated record.
AUGCGCGUGCAUCACUACGAUUUGUAUCGCCUGCGGGACGCGAGCGAGAUCGAGGCGAUGGUGGAUCUGGAGGAGAGCGCGGAGAGCGCGGUUUCGGUGCUGGAGUGGAGCGAACGGUUGGGACGGUUGACGCCGGAGACGCGGUUGGAGGUGCGAGUGCGCGCGAUCGGGGCGGGAGAGCGCGCGUGCGGUGAGGUGGUGGAUGACUCGGGCGAGACGGCGAGCGAGGAGGGCGACGAGGAGGGCGAGGAGGAGGAGGAGGAGACGGACGCGGCGUACGUGGACGUCGCCGCGCGAUCGUUUCGGUUCGUCGGUUUCGGCGGCGAUUGGGCGGAUCGAAUCGCGCGGAUAUCGCCGUAG